This is a messenger RNA of Glycine soja, 1904 nucleotides long. Its product is annotated as protein disulfide-isomerase-like. Gene Ontology annotation, cellular component: endoplasmic reticulum. Gene Ontology annotation, molecular function: protein disulfide isomerase activity. The coding region runs from base 87 to 1577 and encodes 496 amino acids. The transcript has 11 exons. The record is from RefSeq and is a predicted model, not a curated record. NCBI's taxonomy places the organism in Eukaryota, Viridiplantae, Streptophyta, Magnoliopsida, Fabales, Fabaceae. Gene Ontology annotation, biological process: response to endoplasmic reticulum stress; protein folding.
UCACAUGUUGCAGCGUUUGAUUUAAACCAUCGGCAUCUGAGAAAUAAAAGUGUUGUGAGCGCGCUUCUUUGAGAGUAUUAAUAUCAAUGGCGCAUCAUAACAAUAAUAGGGUUUCGAUUUGGUUCCUCUUCGUCUCAUCACUUCUUUCUCUCUUCUCUCAGAUCUCCUCCGCAGAGAAGGAGUUCGUUCUCACUUUAGAUCGCUCCAACUUCUCUGACAUUGUUACCAAACACAACUUCGUCGUGGUCGAGUUCUACGCGCCUUGGUGUGGCCACUGUAUGAAGCUUGCUCCAGAGUAUGAGAAAGCUGCUUCUAUCUUGAGUAGCAAUGAUCCUCCGGUUAUUUUGGCUAAAGUUGAUGCCAAUGAGGAAAAGAAUAGAGAACUUGCAAGACAAUUUCAGGUUCAGGGAUUUCCAACGAUUAAGAUUCUAAGAAACGGGGGCAAGGUUGUUCAAGAUUACAAAGGUUCCCGUGAAGCAGAUGAUAUUGUUGACUAUUUGAAGAAGCAAAGUGGUCCCGCAACAGCUGAAAUUAAAUCUGCAGAUGAUGCUAGUGCUUUGAUUGGCAAAAAUAAAGUUGUUAUUGUUGGGGUCUUCCCAAAAUUUUCUGGGGAGGAGUAUGAGAACUUCAAUGCAUUGGCAGAGAAAUUGCGUUCUGAAUAUGAUUUCGGUCACACCUUGGAUGCCAAAUACCUUCCACGUGGAGAAUCAUCGGUGACUGGGCCUGUAGUUAGAUUAUUCAAGCCAUUUGAUGAACUUUUUGUUGACUCCCAUGAUUUCCAUAUGGAAGCCUUAGAGAAAUUUGUUGCAGAAUCUAGUGUCCCUGUUGUGACUGUUUUUAACAAUGACCCAAGCAAUCACCCUUUUGUUGUCAAAUUCUUUGACAAUCCAAACGUAAAGGCAAUGAUGUUCGUCAACUUCACUGCUGACAAUGCUGAUUCUCUCAAAUUAAAAUUCCGUGAAUCUGCCGAGCAGUAUAGACAACAGGGCGUAAGCUUUCUAGUGGGAGACCUUGAGGCUAGUCAAGGUGCAUUCCAGUAUUUUGGCCUUAAGGAAAACCAAGUGCCUCUAAUGAUCAUUCAACAUAAUGAUGGGAAAAAGUUUUUGAAAACUAAUGUGGAACCAGAUCACAUUGCAACUUGGUUGAAGGCAUACAAGGAUGGAAGUGUUGAACCAUUCAAGAAGUCUGAACCUAUUCCUGAAGUUAACAAUGAACCUGUUAAAGUGGUAGUUGCAGACAAUCUUCAGGACAUUGUUUUCAACUCAGGGAAAAAUGUUUUGCUAGAGAUUUAUGCUCCUUGGUGUGGUCACUGCAAAAAGUUGGCUCCGAUAUUGGAGGAAGUUGCUGUUUCAUAUCAAAGUAAUCCUGAUGUUAUUAUUGCAAAACUGGAUGCAACUGCCAACGAUAUACCACGCGAGACUUUUGAGGUACAAGGUUAUCCAACUGUGUACUUCAGAUCAGCAAGUGGAAAGAUAUCACAGUAUGAUGGAAGUAGGACAAAGGAAGACAUCAUAGAUUUCAUUGAAAAGAACCGGGAUAAAGCGGAUCAGCAAGAAUCAGUCAAAGAUGAGCUUUGAAUAAGGGAUGCAGCUGUUCCUUUCAGAGGAUAUAGACACAGUUAUAUGUAGGAUCUACAUAUCUUCUUUGUUGGUUCAAAUUAUCUUAGUUUCUUGCAUAUUAUCAUUUUAGUUUUUUCUUCAUUUACACGUUUUUUGUGUCAAUAAAAUGGUAGUUUUUUUUUCCCCUUGGCGUAGUGUAGUUUGAUAAUAAAAAAUUGUGGCUGUAAAGUCCUUCGAUCCUAGUUAAAUUAGUAGAUGCGUUUAGGUCACCAAUGAAUUUUCCAUAUCUCUUGGCAUCCUUGUGAAUUCUACUUGUUCUCCAUAUAUCUAUCUCCAGUUCUCAAA